UGCAAGGUGCAUUUCUCGUCAAAUAAAUAGUAUCAUUAACUCAUUUGCUGUUUUAAGAUGCCAUUCGAUAUUAAAAAAUUUUAUAGUUCUGAGGAGGAGAAAAUAAUGCAUGAACGAGUGAAGCGGGAAAUCAUAUUUAAGAAAAAGGUUUGUAAUAACUCCACAUACUUGUGUAGCUCUCCUUGUGUAGAUGGGUAUAACUACUGUCGAACGCACUUAUCAAGUGAUCCAAAGAACCCAUAUGGGCAAUGUACUUAUUUCUAUAAAAAUAACAAACAAUGCCUAAAUAUGGCACUAGGAACUCAUACGCUCUGCACUGAGCAUACACGUAAGGAACAGCGUAAGAACCGGCGUAGUACAUUUGGGCAGUUAUCUCGUGCUAAAACUAAUGAAAAUGGUAGUUCUCGUGCGAAAACUAAUGAAAAUGUUCUUCUCUUUGAAGAUGAGGAUAAUGAUAAAUUGGAUAGCGCCUUAGAGAGUUCUGUGGAAAAAAUUACUUCUUCUAUGAAAUAUUUAAAUAAUUCAAAUGAGAAGGGUACAUCUUCAUUUCAAAAUAAUCUUAUUUUUAACAAAGAAGAUGUUUCUACAUUAAAAAAAUCUUUUGAAGCAUCGCUUAAAUUGUUGAAAGAAACAUAUGCCACUCAGUCGAAGCAAGAGCGCCCCAAAUGCAAUAUUGAUAAUAUAGAAGAGCUUGUAACACUGACAUCUAAACCCAAGAACUCGCCUAAUAAAAUUAAAACUCAUGAGAAAUUUAAGGCUUUUAAACAUGGCCGACGCAGUCGUGGUAGUGAUGCUUUAUUCGAAGAAACACGAAAAGAAGAAGAACGCGUUACUGAAGGUAUGAAAUUGCAAUCUGUGAAAACCGUAAAAUGUAUUCAUGUUAAUAAAACCAAAAACUGUGAAAAUGCAGUCAUACCUGAAACUAAAUAUUGCCGUGAACACAUCUUGGAGAAAAAGAAGAAGCAUUUUCGACAUGACAUGAGUUGCAAGAAAUCACUUGAACAUUCGAAGUAA
Messenger RNA from Teleopsis dalmanni, 1014 nucleotides. RefSeq lists its product as uncharacterized. The record is from RefSeq and is a predicted model, not a curated record. Lineage: Eukaryota; Metazoa; Arthropoda; Insecta; Diptera; Diopsidae. The transcript has 2 exons. Gene Ontology annotation, cellular component: NSL complex. The coding region runs from base 58 to 1014 and encodes 318 amino acids.